This is a messenger RNA of Lacerta agilis (Sand lizard), 1285 nucleotides long. It is a transcript of the gene POU3F4, whose product is annotated as POU class 3 homeobox 4. Gene Ontology annotation, molecular function: RNA polymerase II cis-regulatory region sequence-specific DNA binding; DNA-binding transcription factor activity, RNA polymerase II-specific. NCBI's taxonomy places the organism in Eukaryota, Metazoa, Chordata, Lepidosauria, Squamata, Lacertidae. Gene Ontology annotation, cellular component: nucleus. Gene Ontology annotation, biological process: brain development; regulation of transcription by RNA polymerase II. The transcript has a single exon. Bases 100 to 1203 code for a protein of 367 amino acids. The record is from RefSeq and is a predicted model, not a curated record.
UUGCUGAUUUGGCUCCCUUUAGGCUGGGUAGAUGUCAAAGGCUGAACGCAUCUCCCUUUGCCACAUUAUAACUAGUAGGGGGAAUCCUGAGCAUCAAGCAUGGCUACUGCGGCGUCGAAUCCCUACAGCAUCCUCACUUCCAGCUCUUUGGUCCACGCAGAAUCGGCGGGGAUGCAGCAAGGAAGCCCAUUCCGGAACCCCCAGAAACUUCUCCAAAGUGACUACUUGCAAGGGGUCCCCAGCAAUGGGCAUCCUCUGGGGCACCACUGGGUGACCAGCCUGAGCGAUGCAGGCCCUUGGUCGUCCACCUUGACCGCUAGUCCUCUGGACCAGCCCGACGUGAAGCCAGGGCGGGAAGACUUGCAGCUGGGGGCCAUCAUCCACCACCGCUCGCCUCACGUUAGCCACCACUCGCCCCACCACACCAGCCACCCCAGCGCCUGGGGGGCCAGCCCGGCUCACAAUUCCUCGCUCACGUCGAGCGGGCAGCCUCCGCCUCCUCCCUUGAACGUCUACUCUCAAGCGGGCUUCACGGUCAGCGGGAUGUUGGACCACGGGGGUCUGACGCCCCCUCCGGCUUCGGUCACGCCGCAGGCCAUGCACCAGGUGCUGAGGGACACCCCGGACCACGGCGACCUGGGCUCGCACCACUGCCAGGACCACUCGGACGAGGAGACACCGACGUCGGACGAACUGGAGCAGUUCGCCAAGCAGUUCAAACAAAGGAGGAUCAAGCUGGGCUUCACGCAAGCGGACGUGGGUUUGGCGCUGGGCACUUUGUACGGGAACGUCUUCUCUCAGACGACCAUCUGCCGGUUCGAGGCUCUGCAGCUGAGCUUCAAGAACAUGUGCAAGCUUAAACCUCUGCUGAACAAGUGGCUGGAGGAGGCCGACUCCUCGACGGGGAGCCCCACCAGCAUCGACAAGAUCGCGGCUCAGGGCAGGAAGCGGAAGAAGCGGACCUCCAUCGAGGUGAGUGUCAAAGGGGUCCUGGAAACGCAUUUCUUGAAGUGCCCCAAGCCGGCGGCCCAGGAGAUCUCGUCUUUGGCGGACAGCCUCCAGCUGGAGAAGGAGGUGGUGAGGGUUUGGUUUUGCAACAGACGGCAAAAGGAGAAGAGGAUGACGCCGCCAGGGGACCCUCCGCAGCCGCACGAGGUUUACUCUCACAGCGUGAAAACAGACGCCUCCUGCCACGAUCUUUGACUAUGAAGGACCCACUCGGGAACUGGGCAGCGGCGCUGAUCCUAUGGGUGUGACAUUCAUCCCCGCUCCUCCUCGCCCUCCU